CAUACUCUCUUAGACGCUCUCUUAGAGAGCAACAGAGAGACAAGAGAAAUAAAAGGACCAAUCUUUUUCUAGAGAGAGAAAGCUUUCGAGCCUUUUUAUUCGUUUCCUUUUCCUUUCAUUUUUUUUCCGGCGAAGGAAUAAGGAAGAUGUUGAAGAUCUCGUGCAAUGCGGCGGACCAAAUCCAAUCCUUAGCCCAAUGCCGUUUCUUCGGCCCACCCAAGUCCAGACCCAGGCCCGUUUCCACCUGCCGGAGAGACGGUGCGUCGUCUUGCUCUCCGACGACGAGGUGUCCGGUUCUCGCCGUCGUUUCCGACCGGAGCGGCGGCAUGACGGCGCAGGAAGCGACGAACCGGGUCGAGACCGGGCUGGGGAGCUUGGCGGACCGGCUGAGGCUGGGGAGCUUGACGGAGGACGGGUUGUCGUAUAAGGAGAAGUUCAUUGUGAGGUGUUACGAGGUUGGGAUUAACAAGACUGCCACUGUCGAGACCAUUGCUAAUCUUUUGCAGGAGGUUGGGUGCAACCAUGCUCAGAGUGUUGGGUUUUCGACUGAUGGCUUUGCAACAACGCCCACCAUGAGGAAAUUGCAUCUCAUAUGGGUCACCGCUCGCAUGCACAUUGAAAUCUAUAAAUACCCAGCUUGGAGUGAUGUGGUUGAAAUAGAAACAUGGUGCCAAAGCGAAGGUAGAAUUGGGACAAGACGUGAUUGGAUACUCAAGGAUUAUGCCACUGGUCAAGUCAUUGGAAGAGCAACGAGUAAGUGGGUGAUGAUGAACCAAGACACCAGACGACUUCAGAAAGUUAGUGACGAUGUUCGAGAUGAGUACUUAGUCUUUUGUCCAAGAGAACUCAGGCUAGCUUUUCCAGAGGAGAACAAUAGUAGUGUGAGGAAAAUACCAAAACUGGAAGAUCCUGCUGAGUCUUUUAAACUGGGACUUGUGCCACGGAGAGCUGAUCUGGACAUGAACCAGCAUGUUAAUAAUGUAACCUACAUUGGUUGGGUCCUGGAGAGCAUGCCUCAAGAAAUCAUUGAUAGCCAUGAACUGCAGACCAUCACCUUAGAUUACAGACGUGAAUGUCAACAUGAUGACAUCGUCGAUUCUCUCACGAGCGUGGAGCCGAUUGAGGACGGUGAAGCGAUCAAAGGGCUUCAAGGAACAAAUGGUUCUGCCUCAGCCACCGAGAGCCAACAAGAAGACUGCAGGCAAUUCCUGCAUCUACUGAGACUAUCAGGUGAUGGGCUUGAGAUAAACCGGGGACGAACUGAGUGGAGAAAGAAACCCUCCAGAUGAAGAAGUAAUAGUCUGCUCUACUAUGUUCUUGGUUUAGUCCGCUCUUAGUCUGUGUUUAUUGUCUUGUGUUGCUUCCAAUUUGUUGUUUUUUGUUAGGAGCUAGGUUAUCAAAAUUUCCUCUUUCUAUGGAUACAGACAUAACAAGAUCUGAGCCGUUGAUUAUAAUGAUUAAGAUAGAAAAUUUGAUAUAUCCACCUCAAAACUCAUAAAACAUUUAUUGUUUUAAUUUGUUAUCAUUAUUUUUUCCCUCAGUGUUAAGCUUUGGCUCGAAUUCUGUUCCUUGAGCUAAAGAUUGGUUUCUAUGAAGCAAACAUUGCACCAACUCCAAGUAUGUUACUAAAUUAUGAUGCCCAAAGGGCUUCUUCAA
Molecule: messenger RNA, 1656 nt
Organism: Morus notabilis
Lineage: Eukaryota; Viridiplantae; Streptophyta; Magnoliopsida; Rosales; Moraceae
Product: oleoyl-acyl carrier protein thioesterase 1, chloroplastic
Exons: 7
Coding region: 147-1289 (380 amino acids)
Biological process (GO): fatty acid biosynthetic process
Molecular function (GO): fatty acyl-[ACP] hydrolase activity; acyl carrier activity
Source: RefSeq, a predicted model, not a curated record